CCCUUCUCUUUCAUGCAUUUUACUAACCCACAUAUUUUGUCCCUUUCUUGACCUUAAACUCUAGGUUUUCCACUGCUACACAUGAGAUAAAUUUGUGGACAGAUUAGAUUGACAUACAAACUUUAGUAUAAAAUUCUCAGUCAAUUGUUUUAGUUCGCUUAAUUCAAUGUUCUUUGGAUAAAACAAACUGAAUGUAAAUAUUUUACAUAAAGUUAAAAGUAGUAAUGAUAUUAAUUUGAUAGCCUGCAUUGACAAAAUAUAUUUUUUUACUUCAUUCAUGCCAUGUCUAGUCAGUGGCACACUUUCGCGGUUCCUUGUUCUAUCAGUGUUGCAAAAAUUGGUGAAUACAUUAAAACUGCUUCAGUGAAAAAUGUAAAUUGCUCUGAUUGUAUGAAGCGGUUUUAACUAUUAUGUUUUGUGAUUGUGAACGAGUGAAAAAUGUGUUUUCGUAAAAAGCGCAUCAGGUCCUAAGUUCAAUUAAAUUAUUGCAAAUCUGCAAUUCUGCACACGACACGAGCGAUUCUAAAUCACAAUGUAAUAAAUGUAUAUACAUAUAAACAGUGUAGCACCGCUUUCAGUGUUAAAUAACGAAAGAAACUAAUAUUGCUUAGUAAAUGCUUCAAAUUAUGUGUCACAUAACAACGAGCGAGAAACAUGGCGGAGGAACAGGCGUGCCUCGUGCACGCUCGCUCUGACUCCGACUCGCCCAAGAGCUUCGGGUCCAUAGCUCGCACCAUGGCUUACACAGAGGACAGACUGACUGGUACAGAUGGCACCGGUGAACCGGGUGCAGUCAGCAUGACUGUCAACCCACCUGAACCCAUGGAUAAUGAAAGUGGCGAGCUCAUAGACUAUAGCGACACCAGCGCUUUAGACCAGUUCCACGAGGACGCGCUGAGACAGGCCGGUUGUGGUAUAGCCCAACUGAAGGUGUACCUAGCAUGCAGCCUAGCGCUCGCCGGCGCGACCCUAGAACUUUCGGCAGUGCCCUUCGUGUUACCUUCAUGUGAGAUAGAACUGUGUAUACUGCCACACGAGAAGAACUGGCUUGUCCUGAUCAGCCUGGUGGGCGGGUCGCUGGGCGGCGUGGGGUGGGGCGCUCUGGGCGCGCGGCUGGGACGGCGGCGCGCGCUGGUGUCGGCGCUGGCCGUCAACGCCGUGUUCGCCGCCGUCGCCGCCUUCAUGCCCACCUACGGCACCUUCAUGAUGGCCAGAUUCUGCUCGGCCAUCGGCUCAGGCGGUCUAGUGCCGACAUGCUACUCCUACUGCUACGAGGUGUCCCCGCGCCCGCACCGCCGCCGCCUGCUGUCCAUGCUAGUCAUCGCCCACGGCGUGGGUGCUCUGCUAGCGGCCGCUCUCGCACAUGCAGUGUUACCACCGACUGGGGCUGAUGCUUUGUUGGACGAUAAGGAGCAUUUCUCUGCGUGGCACAGGUAUUUGCUGUUGUGUACGCUGCCAAUCCUCGCAUCGCUCGUGUCACUGAUAUGGACGCAGGAAUCACCGCGGUAUUUGCUAGAUGUCGGCAGGGAAGUCGACGCCAUGCUUGUUUAUCAGAGCAUCCACAGCAGCAACCGGGCCGGCUGGUGCGCGUCGGGCUCCGCCGAGUACCGCCCCGGGGCGCCGCAGCUGCCCCCCAAGCGGCCCCAGGCCUUGCACCACGUCAGGCACACUGUUAAAAUGUUCUGGCAAGCGUUCUUCCAGCUGUUUUCGAGCGCGUACAGAAACACCACGUUUUCCCUCGGCGGCGUCAUGCUUUUCUCCAUGGCUAUACAGUUCUUCCUCGCAUCACACAUACCGUCAGCCGUCCUGUCCAUCGAGAACCAAAAAUUCGAAGCGUCGAAAGUAAUCAUCGAAAAUGCUACAUACGAAAAUCGCCACUUCAACGAAACACUCGAAAACGUGGAAUAUCGGAACGUGACGUUCUCUAAAUGCACUUUUAGAGAUAUGAUGCUAUCACAUGCGGCGUUUAGGAAUUGCUCUUUUUACGAUGUGGCGUUUUCUAAUAUCAAGACAUCUUAUGCGUACUUCACUGGGUCGCUGUUUGUGAAUACUACCAUAAUCGACACAGACAUAACAGUGGGGCGCGAGAUCGACUUGUGGUCGGAACUGCGCAACACGGUCGUACGAGGCAUGCGGCUCGCGUGCCUCCGCGAGGCGCCUCUCACGUGGCGCCUCGCCGGGGCUCUACGAGAACAGGCGCACGCGGCGCUCGCUACUAUACUGGCUGGCUUAUUUGCCGCCAUUUUUGCCCCUACGCUUGCUUUAAGCGGGAAAUUUUCACCAAAAGUGAUCCUGUGCGCGAUAUGCGUGUUCCUGUCUCCCUCUAUCUACGUCGUGCAGAGCGAGACGGCACUAUACGUGGUGGAAGCGAUAUACAGGGUGUUCCUCACUCUGGUGUUUUACAUUGCUUGCGUGGGGAUCGUGGAUUCGUAUCCUGCUAAUUUGAGAUGCUGUGCCCUUGGGCUGAUAAUGUCGGUGGCGUACAUGGGUGGCGCGGUGGUGCGCGGGCUGUGGGACAUGCCGCCGCCCGCCGCCGCCAUCUUGAGCGCCAUCUUAGCCGUCGCCGCCACCGCCGCUGCUGUCCGCGCUAGAUAGAGGUCAUUAUACAAUUAUGCAUAAUAGGGGAUAACCGGGUAAUGAGAGUCACCGGGUAAUAGGAGUCAGCGGGUAAUUGGAGUCAGUUGGUAAUGGGAGUCGGCGGGUAAUGGGAGUCGGCUGGUAAUAUAAGUUAGCGGGUAAUGGGAGUCGGCGGGCAAUGGUAAUCACCCACACAUUUACAAAAUGACAACCAUUACAGACGCGUUAACGGUCUCCCCAUCCCGCUAUGUGGCCUUUGCUAUCGUCACGAGCCGGCCGCGUCACUGGUGACGGGGUUAGGAACGAAAGGUCUUUUGUGUUUUUGCGAUGCGAGAUGACUUGAGCGUAAAUUGAUUUCUAGAAGACAGACAAAAUACCAACUGACUAUGCUAAACUAUAUUUAACAUUCUUUAGCAGUACUUUUGUGAAAAGUUUGGUCUUGCCAUUUCUAAUUAUAACCAAAGUUGUAUGACUGAUUCUAUGAUACUCAAAGCUUGUGGCCCGAUGUCAAAACCUGUAUGUUUAUACAUACACUCAUGGACAAAUAUGACGUUUUUAACCAAAAAGCUACCUCUUUGUCCCUUGUUGAUAAGGUUGAUUUCUAAUUGAAGCUCUAUGGAAAUAGCGCCUUACUGACAAGCGACAAUAAGUACCCUUUUGGUUGAAAAUGGCACAAAUUUAGAGGAACACAAAAAAAAAGUUUUUUAACGCUUUUAUUAGGUCGACCUGUAUGUAACUAUGUAAUGGAAUCUAAAGGUAACUAAUUUAACCAUCUUCUCGGUUUCCGAUGAAGCUGAUAAUUUGCAUACGCACGUAAGUCGGGUGACAAUGCAAUAUUAUGAUACCAUCGAGCUGAUCUGAUGAUGGAGACAGGAGGUGGUCAUAGGAACUCUGUGAUAAAACAACGCAACCUAAUUGUGUUUGGGGUUUUUAGAAUUAUCUUGAUAAGUAUUAGUUGCCUGUGGAAAGAAAGUACAGUCAGCGAUAAAAGCUUGUACCAAAAAUUAAAUUUUUGCCAAAAACUUAUUUUCGAAAUAAGUAAUUACUAAUUUUGAAAUUACUUUAGGUUAUGCUGUAUUCCUGUUUUUUUUGUGUUCCUCUUAAUUUCUCCAUGAGUAUAUUGGCAAUGAAAAUGUCAAAGUUUAUUUAAGACUUCCAACAGUUCCAACUAGGGAACAAAUCAAAUUAUUUUAAUAUUUUGGACUUGGUCACUUUUUCUUUAGUGUAAGAUAUUUGUGCCAUUUUCAACCAAAAGGGUACUUAUUGUCGCUUGUCAGAAGGCGCUAUUUGCAUAUAGCUUUGAUUAGAAAUCAACCUUAUCGACUACCGACAAUGUGGUACCUUUUGGUUGAAGACGUCACAUUUAUUUCAGUUUAUAUUAGACUUUUUUUUAAUAUUCCUAAAAGUAGCAAUAAUCUUUAUAUCAAUGAAUGGGCAAUCUUGGAUAGCGUGUAUAUAUUGUUAUAUUAUAGUUCUAGAUUUUUAAAUUUAGAAGGGAAUUAAAUGUAAAUUUGAAUUAACAAGACACAGAUGUAUUCCCAUUUGACCGCCACCAUACAUGAGGCGGGGACAGAUGGGAAUGGUUUAUAUGAAGCGUUUAUUCCCACCUGUGCUCGACGGGGACAAGUGGGAAUACACCACACACAGGUAAGAAUAAUAUGAAGAUAAUUUUAAAGAGAUAUAAAAGAUUCCCAGUGACAGAAAAUAUUAUAAGAUUUGGAGGUGUAAAAGGUCUCCAAGCGUCAAUAUGAAUUCAUAUGAAAUAUUUCUCGUCAGGAGACUGUUAUGCAAACAGUCUUAUAAACUAGUGCUAUAGAAAACAUUAGUAUGUAUCCAAUAUGUCAAUAUUUUAAAAUAUAACAGAGAUGUAUAAUCUUAUAAUUAAGCUUCCUUUCCACUGAGGAAAUUCUCUCAUCUCCGCUCAUUUCCGCCUCAGUGGUAAAGCGGCCUUAUAUUGUUCAUAACACUUAGCAAAAUUGUGUUAGAUGUCUCUUUCUAACGAGCAUAAAUGACAAAAUGAUAGAUAGAGUUAGACCAAGCUAAGUUGGCAGCGAUUUUGAUAACCCAGAUAGUGCAAGUGUUAUUUCAAACUUCUAUGAAAUUAUGACGUUUAAAUAACACUUGUGCAGUCUGUGCUAUCAAAAUCGUUGCCAACUUAGCUUGGUCUAACUCUAGGGACAAAUUACGAGCGGCAUAUUAAUGCCAAUAAUCUCCAUAGUUAAUACAUUAAGUUUAGAGAUGUAUAAGAUCCCCAAGUGAAGUAAAUUGUAAUAUUCGAAUAUUGUGAAUGUGAGUGUAAUAUUUUUGCCUGAAAUCAAAUUACCUACGCUAGUUAUUAAAAGUGUGUUCCCAUUUGUCCCCGACGGGCACAGAUGGAAACAGGUGCAUAUAUUGAAUCAUUUCCAUCCUUAGAGGAUAUAACCAAACUGAGACGCCACGUCUGUAAUUUUCUGUACAAAAAAGUGGCCGAUUUUUGCGGGGGAGGGGAACGUCAAAUGUAUACGUAACGUAAAAUAGCCAUGUCAGAUAAACGUCAGUCCAUACAUUGUGUAUGACCAUUGGCCGACUAUUUUCGACACAGGGGAAUUCCUGUUAAUGGCUACUCCGUUUGGUUAUAUCCUCUAAGUUAUUGCCAUACCCUUAAGUAUUAAGUAUAGACUGUUUAUUUCAUAGUUUUAGAAAAGACAUUUAUACUUUAAUAUGUACAUACAUUUCCCAUUUAAGGCCUGUGCACACCGGAUGCGUGUGCGUUGUAAUAUACAGACCCUUAUGCGAGACGUCACACCGCUUGCGUGACGUGUGCGUGCACGGUUCCAACAUUUUAGCGCACGUGCACGUCGACGCACACGCAGCCGGUGUGAUCCGGCCUUUAUUUGUAUAUAAAGCAUUCCUCAUUUGUGACUGAUUUGGUAAAUAUUUAGCCAUAUGCCUAGUCAAAAGCCAUUUCCCUCUUAGUGAUUAAACAUUCAAAAUAAUCUGAUAUAAUUUAGAGGUUACAUUUGAAAACCGGGAAAUAGGCGUGACUAUAUGUAUGUAUGUAGGUACAUUUCACAAAAUGAUAUUAGCCCUUACCACGAGCUUGACACUGACUUUACACUGACACAUUCGCUAGUGUGUGCGUAACUUUCAAAAGUAUUUAGGCACCCGCAAUUUUCACUAUACAAUUGUAUACAAAAAUUGUUUUCAUAAUCAUACUGUUCGAUCGCAAGCAAAUGACUCUCUUACAUGUUGGAUUGAAUUUUUCAUAUUAAGCCUCAAAUUGUUGCCAAAGACAUCCUUUAAAAUUUCGAGUUUACUUUAUGCAACGAUUUAAUAAACCCUUAUGUCUAGUACAAAAUAAAACGAUUUUGUACUGGAAAACGAUUUAUGGAUUUUUUUACGCUUGCCAUUUGGUAAAUAAGCAAUGUACACGAAUAUUCUGCACAUCAUUUUCAAGCUCGAUAUGUCUGUUAAAUUAAAAAAGUAAACUCCACAAAAAACAGUUACCCGACUGCGACUUAGCGGUAUAAUUCUGAAAGUCGAUUUUGUAUACAAUUGUAUGGAAAAAAUUACGAGUGCCUAAAUAGUUCUGAGCGGUAGUGUAUACGUUAUACGGUGUAAAGUUUGGCAAAAUUGGGUAGUUUCACGAUACAUUUAGAUUUUGGAGAAACAUUUUUAGUUUUUGAGAAAUGUAACUUCUAUUUUGUAUUAUAAUUAUUGUGUAUUAUUUUUACAUAUCUUUAGUGAAUAUGAAUUUCGAUUAAUUUUAGUUACAUUGCGUAUGCGCAGCUUUUGGUUGGUAUUAUUAAUUGUCAACGAAAUUGCACUAGUAAUAGUUUUGUAAAAUAUUUUCAUUUCGAUAUCACUUAGUACCUUUAAUUACAUAUCUUUUUAAAUUUGACUGAAAUAGAAUUAUUUUUUAAGUAAUUAUUAUAAUAAAUUCAGAAAUAGUUUUUUUUAUUGUUAUGUCUAAAACAGCAAUAAUAUUUUAGUUUUAUAAAAAAAUAUUUAAUGUUCAUUUUUAUUUAUUAUAGAGAAAGUGAAUGAAGUGUAAAAUGACAAUAUUUAUAUAAUUAUAUAAAAGUAAUAAAAGAUUCUACAUUUCAUAAAUCAUCAGAUAUUUUAAAGGCAUGCGCACACCGGAUGCGUAUGCGUGGACUUGCACGUGCGCGUUGUAAUGUACAAAUCCUUAUGAGAGACGGCACACCGCUUUGCAUGCACGGCUCCAACAUUUUAGCGCACGUGCACAUCGCGCACGCAUCCGGUGUGCUCGGGCCUUUAGAGAUUUGUUACUUUUUCAUAAGUAUGUGAAGUUUAACCUCAGAAAUAAUCUUUUUAUAUAAAUAUUGUCAUCUGAAAUGUUAGAGAUGAUUUAGUAUGGACUGAUAAAUGUUUGGGUAUUGCUAUUUGUAAAUAUAUCUAAGUUAAAUAAAAUUGUCUUUGCAACAUAA
Molecule: messenger RNA, 7007 nt
Organism: Cydia strobilella
Lineage: Eukaryota; Metazoa; Arthropoda; Insecta; Lepidoptera; Tortricidae
Product: synaptic vesicle glycoprotein 2A-like
Exons: 13
Coding region: 655-2595 (646 amino acids)
Biological process (GO): transmembrane transport
Cellular component (GO): membrane
Molecular function (GO): transmembrane transporter activity
Source: RefSeq, a predicted model, not a curated record